Molecule: messenger RNA, 1702 nt
Organism: Lampris incognitus (smalleye Pacific opah)
Lineage: Eukaryota; Metazoa; Chordata; Actinopteri; Lampriformes; Lampridae
Product: major histocompatibility complex class I-related gene protein-like
Exons: 5
Coding region: 86-1102 (338 amino acids)
Biological process (GO): immune response
Cellular component (GO): external side of plasma membrane
Source: RefSeq, a predicted model, not a curated record
UUGGACGAUCAACGUCGAGGACAGACGCGUCCGUCGUCGCUGCUUUUAUUUGGUUUUAACAAAUCCAUUUGGUACAAGAAACAAGAUGGAAGUGUUUAUUUUGCUGCUCGUCUUUUGUCCUUUAGCAUCUUCAGUGAUCCACUCCCUGAAGUACUUCGACACUGGAUCCUCCCACGUGCCAAACUUCCCAGAGUUUGUGAUUGUUGGGAUGGUUGAUGGUCUUCAGAUUGUUCAUUAUGACAGCAACACUCGGAGAGCAGUACCCAAACAAGACUGGAUGGACCAGGUCACAACAGGUGACCCACAGUACUGGGAGAUGGAGACUGGAAAUAUGAUGAGAUACCAGCAGGGCUUCAAAACCAACAUUGAGACUGUGAAGCAGCGCUUCAACCAAACUGGAGGCGUCCACAUUGUUCAGAGGAUGAGUGGCUGUGAUUGGGACGAUGAGACUGGAGACAUUAAUGGAUAUGAACAGCAUGGUUAUGAUGGAGAAGACUUCAUCGUACUGGACCUGAAGACAGAGACAUGGGUCGCUCCGACACCACAGGCUCUCAUCACCAAACUGAGAUGGGAUCAAGACAAAGCUAGGUUGGCUUACUUGAAGAACUACUACACCCAUGAGUGUGUUGACUGGCUGAAGAAGUAUCUGCAGUAUGGGAGCAACAGUCUCCAGAGGACAGUCCCUCCCUCAGUGUCUCUGCUCCAGAGGUCUCCCUCCUCUCCAGUCACCUGCCAUGCUACAGGUUUCUACCCUGACAGAAUCGUGAUGUUAUGGAGGAGAGAGGAAGAGGAGGUCCAUGAGGAGGUGGUCCAUGGUGAGCUCCUCCCCAACCACGAUGGAACCUUCCAGAGGAGCAUUCAACUCCUCGUUGACCUUUCAUCAAUGAAGUCUGAGGAGUGGCAGAAGUACCACUGUGUGGUUCAGCUUUCUGGGAUGAAGGACGACAUCAUCAUCAAACUGGACCCAUCACAGAUCAAGACCAACUGGAAAGAUCCUGCCACCAUCAUGCCCAUCAUCAUUCGAGUGUUUGUUGCUGUCAUCGUCAUCGCAGCCAUUGGCGUGGCUUGGUACAAGAAGAACAGAUGCGGUGGAAUCAUAUGAAAUGGUUCAAAUGUUUGAUUUGUUUUUCAUCAAGCUGAUAUUCUAGAAGUUUAGAUGGCUCUCUUAUCCAGCCUCUCACUGAGUCUUACAUGUAGCGUCACACUGAGAGAUCUAGAGAGAGAGACAGAGAGAGACAGAGACAGAGAGAGAGAGAGAUUGUUCUGAAGGUAUUGUCUGAUUUACUCCAGUCAAGAUCAUAGUAACUUAAAAUAAAUCAACAUUAUAACCAACCUAACACUUGGGUCAAGGGUCAUCUGGAGAUGUGGUUCAGAGUGGGGGGAGGGAGAACAGGGAUAAUGUAUAAUAUAUGGUGUCUUCCUCUGUGACGCCCUUAAUCAUUUGUUUUAUGUCUUCAUUUCAGCCAAGCGCCCUCCACCUUGUAAGUAGAUGUUGUUUUUUACUUCAUGACCAGGUCGUGAAACUUUCACACCACCUUACUGAAGCAGAAAUGUCAUUAUUACACUUUCAACUUUUUACAGCUGAGGAGAAAAUAGGCAAUCCAAAAACUAGGGCAAAUUCUGCAGUUGUUGUCAAAUCGUGGCUUUUCCUCACAUGUUGUGGUCCAGUAGCUCGCUUCAGGAGAAGUUUGGUAACGGACUG